Entelurus aequoreus (snake pipefish) is the source of this 943-nucleotide messenger RNA. RefSeq names its product retinol dehydrogenase 11-like. Lineage: Eukaryota; Metazoa; Chordata; Actinopteri; Syngnathiformes; Syngnathidae. Bases 1 to 552 code for a protein of 183 amino acids. The transcript has 6 exons. The record is from RefSeq and is a predicted model, not a curated record.
AUGCUAUCAUUAGCUAAAACAGGGCUUGAAUUUAACCGCGACAACCACGACAUCGGUAUAAACAACGAGGGCGCAGCCGUUUCGGAAGAGUGUGUCAAAGGUGUUUACCUGCAGGGCCGGACAGAGGACGGCGUGGGCAUGAUGUUUGGCGUCAACCACCAGGGACACUUCCUGCUCACCAACCUGCUGCUGGAGCGCCUGAAGGAGUGCCAACGGAGUCGCGUGGUCAACGUGUCGUCCCUGGCGCACAACUUUGGAAAAAUCGACUUCGAUUGCCUGACCAAGCACAAAGCUCUGGGCUUGGGGACGUCCUUCGCCCAGGUGUCUCAGAUCUACUCAGGAAGCAAACUGUGCAACGUCCUCUUUACUCACCAGCUGGCCAAGAGACUGCAAGGAAGCCAAGUCACCUGCUACGCUCUCCAUCCAGAGUCAAGUGCACCAGCAGCAGCAGCAGCUGUCUGUCAGCCCCCAAGUCCCCCUGCCCCUGAAUCAGCCCCAGUGCCCCCACAGGAGGAAGGAGGGGGCAGCAGACUUGAUGAGCAACACUGCUGAGGGGAGAAACCACAACAAUGAAGUCUGCAACAGAACAAGAUGACUUAACUGCAUGGACAUCUUCCUCAUGAAGAAAAAAGUUUAGCAUGGUGAUGGAGUCACGUGAGGCGAACAAUGGACCAGCGAGGAAGGGAGGUUGACACUCGCAUGGAACGUUCUCUGAUCAGCCAUCGAGGGCAGGUGAGUCUCCUGAUCGCUUAUCAGAAGCAGGUGUGUACAAUCAGGGCUCCUAGCAACCAAACGUAACCAAGGAACAGAAACUAAAUCACAAUUAUAGGGGAACGAAACACUAACCUAAAUGUUGAAAGAGCCAUAUUGGACCAAAAAUACAAAAAAACUAUCUGUCUGGAGCAGCAAAAACUUAAAAGUCUUAUAUAAGUGUUAUAAUGAA